GCGCCCUCUGGUGGCGUCCUGGUGGCAUGACAUAGCAGGCGGCUGAAUCCGCUGCAGUAACAGCUUUGGACCAAAAACGGUAACCGGGUUAAGAGUGUCGUCAUCGGAACCGUGUCGUUCACUUGUUAAUAACUAGCAGGCAAUGGCGACAUGCGGAGAAGGGACUCCUCAGUGGAAAACAACGAUUAUUGUCAGCACAUCGCUUCAGAGCCACGAAAUAAUUAGGAUGCUAAACGCUCAGCAGCACCGCAUCAGGUUUUCAGACAGUGUUCAUCCCGGAGCCUUCAUUUUUCCUCUAUCAGGUACUGCAUUCCUGAUGGUUGACCCACAAGACCUCCCAGAGCCCUCUGAAGAAUCAGGAGUCUUUGAGAGGAUAAAGAAAUUUGUGCAAGUCCACCGCAACUGCUUUUUACUCCUUCAUUCACCAUUUAAAGGAAAAAAGGAACUGGAAACGCUGACUGUGAUUCAAAACAGAUUCUUUGGCAGCAAUCUCAGGAUCCUGCCUGUGCAAAACACUGAUGAAAUUGUUAAAGGGAUGUUAACAAUUGCCAAGGCCACCAGUAAACCCCAUGUAGACAGCAUCCGGGACCGGAUCUCUCUGGCUCGGGCUCACAUCAUUGAAAGCAGUCCUGUGUGGGAGAUGUUAAGAGACAUGCUGCAAAACUCGGCAGAUUCUCAUUUUAAAGCACAAGGAAUCGAAGGACAGAGUCAGAGCAGUGAUCGCUUUCCAACUCAGGAGGGCACUGUUUGUCUUGAGGGCUUAACUCUGAUGGGAGAAUCAGUCUGUGGAUUCAGCACCUCAUUGUUAAAUUCACACAUGGGUGAAAAAGAUGUUUUAAUUGUAGACCCAUGCAAAAGUUCAAAUUUAACAAUAUAGCAACACAGGUAAGAG
Messenger RNA from Oreochromis aureus, 892 nucleotides. RefSeq lists its product as uncharacterized. Bases 143 to 877 code for a protein of 244 amino acids. The transcript is spliced from 6 exons. NCBI's taxonomy places the organism in Eukaryota, Metazoa, Chordata, Actinopteri, Cichliformes, Cichlidae. Gene Ontology annotation, cellular component: chromosome. Gene Ontology annotation, biological process: synaptonemal complex assembly; reciprocal meiotic recombination. The record is from RefSeq and is a predicted model, not a curated record.